AUGAGGGUGUUUCCUGAGCAGACGCAGCCAUUGCAUAGCAAGAUGGCGAAAACCUAUGACUACUUAUUCAAGCUGCUACUGAUAGGGGAUUCGGGGGUGGGCAAAACUUGCGUACUCUUCAGAUUCUCCGAGGAUGCCUUCAAUACGACCUUCAUUUCAACGAUAGGUAUAGACUUCAAGAUCAGAACAAUAGAAUUAGAUGGUAAAAAAAUAAAAUUACAGAUCUGGGACACAGCUGGUCAAGAAAGAUUCAGGACUAUCACGACAGCAUAUUAUCGAGGAGCAAUGGGAAUUAUGUUAGUUUAUGAUAUUACAAAUGAAAAAUCCUUUGAAAAUAUAAGGAACUGGAUCAGGAACAUUGAAGAACAUGCAUCCAAAGAUGUAGAAAAAAUGAUUCUAGGAAAUAAAUGUGAUAUGACUGAGCGACGACAAGUGUCAAAGGAAAGAGGAGAACAGCUUGCUAUUGAACAUGGAAUAAAGUUUAUGGAAACCAGUGCUAAAGCCAGUAUCAAUGUAGAGGAGGCCUUCUUUACACUAGCUCGAGAUAUUAAAGCAAAAAUGGACCGUAAAUUGGAGGCAUCUAGUCCGCAGAACAGAGGUGGAAGCUAUCAAUUAACACGGAAAGAUCAAACACCGAAGAAGUCAUUCUGGAGGUGUAAACUGCUUUGA
This is a messenger RNA of Acanthosepion pharaonis, 669 nucleotides long. The record is from the annotation of a GenBank genome assembly. Lineage: Eukaryota; Metazoa; Mollusca; Cephalopoda; Sepiida; Sepiidae.